UGGAGAGGCGGUCCUUAUUUAACAAGGGUGGAAAAUGGUGGAAAGGAAAGCCAUACGGCUGCAGUAGACAGAGGGAUACCAACAAUUUUAUCUCUGACUCAAAACUCACCUUCUUGUGGUCUUUAACGCGCCAGAAGAAAAGCAGCAGUAAUGGCUGAUAAAGAGCAGAUCAAGAAAACUGCAGUCAAAGUAUUGACCUGUGUGGAGAAGGUUUCCUCCUUUGCGUCCUCCAUUGACCCAAUUUUUGGUGUGGUCUCCUCCUUGGUUGGGGUGGCUCGCAAGGGCCUGGCGGACGACGAGGCCCACGCUCUGGACAACGACUUCCAGAAGAUCCACAACGACUUGGAGACCAUCUCUGAAAAGAACCAACAAUGCCUGAGGAAGAUCCGCAUCGACGAGGUUAAUGAAACUUAUGGCAAGUACGAGGAAUACAUCAAGCAUCAGUAUGCUGCGUUUACCACCAUGGUGGCACAGGUGAAGAAAGACCCAGACAACCCUGAGCGCUACAUGAAAAACUUUGAGAAGGUGUAUGAGAGAGACAAGAGUGACAUGAGCCUGGAUGUCUACUACCGCGGUGUGAUGGGGACAAAAACCCUGUUUGGAAAAUCUCUACUGGCAGUGUACUUGGACAACUGCGAUGGUGACCGUGAAAUCAUGGAGCACCGCUGUUCACAUAUCGCGCACCUGUUCCAAAUGGGCCUCAUUGCCCUCAUGGCGUACACAGCUGUUACAGAGGAUGACGAAGAAGAGGUGCGGGAGAAGUGGGCCAAGAGGGUAGAGGAUAUCCAGGAAAAAAUGCAGGAGGUGCUCAACCAGUGCAAAGACAAGUCGUCUUGAAGAUGGACUCACUGAGAGACCUGCAGAGAGAAGACAUCCUUCGGGUUUAGUGGCAACAAUACUGAGGUGUGGACAAAAUGUAUCUUAAAAUAUAUAUAUAAACCAAAGCAAACUUUUCAUUUGUAUGAGCUGCUCUUGAUGUUUGUAUUGCAGCCUUUUAGUUAUUGUAUUGACGGUGUAUGUUAUUUUCAAAGUGAUCACUAAAUGUUAAAGCUGCUUAGUGUCGCAUGUCAAUAAAUGCUGGAAUUUUAUACAAUCUCUUCAAUAAAUUGUAUAAAUUAUUGGUUGGAAAAGUUGAAUAUUUGUGUGUCAUUUCAGCUUUGUAGGUAUCUGCUAAGGUUACAGGUUUUAUCCACUCUUCACAGACUUAAACUGAUAGCAAGAGUUGUACAUGAAGUUCAAGUAAAUGUAAUUGAGCUGAAUAAAACAUUCCUGUGGUGCAUGCCAAUGUAA
Messenger RNA from Mugil cephalus (flathead mullet), 1290 nucleotides. RefSeq names its product rapunzel 2 (gene rpz2). Bases 151 to 837 code for a protein of 228 amino acids. Lineage: Eukaryota; Metazoa; Chordata; Actinopteri; Mugiliformes; Mugilidae. The record is from RefSeq and is a predicted model, not a curated record. The transcript has 2 exons.